Molecule: messenger RNA, 2002 nt
Organism: Tricharina praecox
Lineage: Eukaryota; Fungi; Ascomycota; Pezizomycetes; Pezizales; Pyronemataceae
Product: Tht1-like nuclear fusion protein-domain-containing protein
Exons: 5
Coding region: 1-1665 (554 amino acids)
Biological process (GO): nuclear membrane fusion involved in karyogamy; karyogamy involved in conjugation with cellular fusion
Cellular component (GO): endoplasmic reticulum membrane
Source: RefSeq, a predicted model, not a curated record
AUGCCUUCUUUCCUAUUUACCACCCUAUUUUCGGUCCUCUGCACGGCCGCCUUGAUACCACCAGCCCACAGCUUCGGCUUCGGCUUCUCGAAGCAACAUUCGCGCUCCAUUGCCCCCUCCAUCGUCCCCGUCGACUUCAAAUCCGAUCCCCUCGCCGACUCCCUCGCCCGGUUCUCCUUUCCCUCCAACACGCACGACAAUCCCGCCUAUGCCUCGGUACUGGCGUAUCUAAGUUCCCUUGAAUCCAAGCCAUCCUGUCACCGCACUGCAACAGCAUCCUUGAUAUCCGACUGCAACAGCCUCUCCGAAUCUUCCGACGAUGCUGAUCUCCGCUACCACUACGCGGCCCAACUAGCCGUCUGCGAGUUCGAAGCGACCGGUGUCCGGUAUCCGGCUGAGUGCAAGGGACUGAGCGGGAAGGGCGGACACAAGAGGUGUAUCAAGCGUCUCGAGGAACGGCCGCAGUGGUGGACGACACUCAGCAAUAACAUUCAGAAUGCGAUGAUGGUGUGCGUGGCGGUGAGGCACGAGGUGGAGCAAGACAGAUUACUGGAUCUGCAUAGAAACAUCACCAAGGUCCAAGAGCAGCUGUUCAAAGUCAUGGACACUUCGUUGAACCAGGUACAGGGCUUGCGGGAGGAGCAGGUAGAGUUCGAAGGCGGCUGGAAGGGAUUCUUGAGACAUGUCACGCAGGACGUGGAGGACUUUCAGCAAAGAAUCAUGGAUCGUCUGCGUGUGGGAGCGAUGAAUCUAGACGGGGCAUUCUCAAAGUUGAUGGAGAGGGUGGAUGAUGCGCAGGUGCAAAGCAAGAAUGGGAUACUGGAGUUGAAUACGGUUCUCCGGAAAGCCAAUGAAGACAGUAUCCUCUGGUCCGAGAAGACUCGAGAGGCAUGGGAAAGCGCCGAUCAGAUGAUCUCUCAGGCUUCUACGGAACAGCACCGCGGGUUGUCCAACGUCGUCCAUACGAUUGAAGAGAUCAAUACUCUUCUAAAGGCUACAGCUGAGAAGUCGGUCCAAUCACUCGAUGAGACAGCAGAGUCUCUCUCGGUGGCGCUCACCAACGCUGUCGUAACCGCCAACGACCUCUCGGCCCUGUCAAUACUCUAUACCUCCCUUCUUUCCACGCAUGAAGCUAUGCUACGCACGCAAGAAGCAGCCGAAUCCCGCCAACAAGAGUUGCUUACCACCAUUGCCAAACUGGAACCGCGAAUCAACGGGAUGGCAUCAACGUUGCUUCUCAGCGCGGAAAAGAUCGAAAAGUCACUGGACGAUGCGGAGACUAGAUUGCAAAGCAUGGGCGGUAUGUGGAACAAGAACGCCGCAGCGUUGAUCCUGAUGGCACUGUCGGCGGCGCUCUGGUUCGGACGUGAGAACUGGAGGGGCGCACUGGGUAUCGCCGGGUUGAUGACCAGUGCAUACAUGUGGUGGAGUGCCAAUCCGCAGCUUCACCGAUUACCCGGAUGGGCCUCGAACUACGAAUCCAUCGGCCGGGAUGUCAGCAUCGCCAGGGCGAUGGCGACAACCUCCAUCCAGAGCACCCAUCCCACCGCCAUACUGUUGGUACUGCUACCAAUCCUGGCGAUUGUAGCGGCAGUAUUUACGGUCUGGAUGCGGCUCAGCACUCCAUCUCGCCACCGCAACCGCGACGAAAAGCUGCCCGCUUGAGGAGUAUUUUUUUUCCCUUUCCUUUGUCAUUUUUUCUUUUGUUUGGACACUUGAUUGAUCUGUUUGUUGGACCGACAUUGACAUGACUUGCUUUGGGAUGCUUUGGGAUGCUUUGGGAUUUGUUUGCUGCUAUUUCUUCUGUUGAUUUGUUUGGUGCUUGGGUGCGGGGAACGGAUGCGAUUUGAUUUGAGCUGGCGGGACCAAGGUAUCGACUGAAAAGGGGGUUUGCGGGGGAUUGCAUGUUGUUUUUUGUUUUUUUUGUUGUUUUGCUGGAGUUAUUGGGAUUGUGCGAAUGAUAUUUCAUGAAUAGGCCUCUCGGACAGUAUGGACUCUGGAG